CUCUUUUCUGCUUAACAGCUGCCUCCUCUUCUCCCCUCUGCCGCCUCCUCUCCACCGUUGAAGUUGAAGCUGAAGCAUGGAGGGUCUGCGGCAAAUAUGGUGUCAACAGCACCGGUCUCUUUCUCAGCUUCUUUUCCUCCGAUCAAUUUCUUCCAAGAUUUUUGUCAAAGGUUUAGCAUUUUCUACCACAAAAGAGAAAUUAGCUGAAGCCUUUUCAGAAUAUGGCAAUGUCCUAAAUGCUGAUAUAGUACUGAACAAAGCCAAGAACAGAUCUAAGGGUUUUGGAUACGUGACCUUUGCUAAGGAGGAAGAAGCCCGCAAGGCACAGAUGGCCAUGAAUGGAAAGAUAUUGCAUGGACGUGUUCUGUACGUGGAUAUGGAACCAAAUAAGAAACCAGAAAAAUCAUCUUUUGACAAGGCAACUACUGAUGGUUGAUUUGAUCCUCAGUGAUGCUUUGCAUAACCACUAAUUAUUCUGACUCACAAGGGGGAACUUGAUACAUUCCAAGCCUAAGAUUAAAUUGUGAAUUUAGUAGAAUUCUCUUUAGAGUUAGCAACUGGCUUGAACAUAAUGCAUCAGAAUGGGACCUUAAACAUGAGAAGAAGGAGCUGCAUCUCCUCUCAGUGUUUUGCAUAUAACAAUGUUGUUUUGUUCACAUUGUAUAAGUUCUCUCUAUUUUGAUCCACCAAUGAUGUUAAGCGUGGUAGUGGUCACAUUCACAGCUAGUAACGGGUCCCUGCUUGCUAAUCAUGCUUGUUGAGAAGUAAAUUUUUAUGUAAACACCUUUGCAAAGCAUGGCAUGCUCGUAAAGGAUGAGAUCUCAAUAAAUCUGUUUAUUUUCCUA
This is a messenger RNA of Arachis duranensis, 845 nucleotides long. Its product is annotated as small RNA-binding protein 11, chloroplastic. Gene Ontology annotation, molecular function: RNA binding. Lineage: Eukaryota; Viridiplantae; Streptophyta; Magnoliopsida; Fabales; Fabaceae. The record is from RefSeq and is a predicted model, not a curated record.